This is a messenger RNA of Colletotrichum scovillei, 8969 nucleotides long. Its product is annotated as beta-ketoacyl synthase. The transcript is spliced from 4 exons. Bases 1963 to 8508 code for a protein of 2181 amino acids. The record is from RefSeq and is a predicted model, not a curated record. Gene Ontology annotation, biological process: fatty acid biosynthetic process. Gene Ontology annotation, molecular function: phosphopantetheine binding; fatty acid synthase activity; 3-oxoacyl-[acyl-carrier-protein] synthase activity. NCBI's taxonomy places the organism in Eukaryota, Fungi, Ascomycota, Sordariomycetes, Glomerellales, Glomerellaceae.
GAGCCGCAAGCCGCAAGCCGCAGCCCACCAACUUGCCCGCAUCCCGUCCGCCGCCGUUCUCCCCCACCACCGUCAAGUCCGACGACGUCAGCCAGGGCAGGGCAGGGCAGUUGUGUCUUUUUCUCCGAACUUCACCCAGCGACGUCUCGCAUCCUUCUUCCAGCCCGUCAGCCUCUUCUGUCAUCUCUAACUGGACAUCCAUCCACCAUGGCUCGCGAUAGAUCACCAAACGUCGAUAUGCAUUCUAUCUAAAUCCGAUACAUCAGCAACCAUUGCCAUUCAGAUCCUUCGCCUUUUCUCUUUUAAACGCCAAAAUCAUGAUCAUCCAUUGGUCCUGAAGUCCCCCCAGAAAGGAGGGGGCGUGGGGUGUGUCGGUUUGGUUUCUAUCUCUGGGUUCAUCUCGCUUUGGCAAUGUCCAUGGGGAUGUCCGUCGGACAAAGCGUCGACCCAGCGCCCACCCCCACAACCACGACCACAAUCGCACACAGUCCGCAUCCCGCAAUCCGCAAUCGACCUACUCAACGUCCAUUCACCCUGUUUACACGCUCUCCAUCCGAGCUCUUCUCUAGGAAUCCGACAGGCCUGCCGCCCGCCGAAUUGCCUGACACGCCGUUCAACUCCAUGUGGGGAAGCCGCAUCGCGAGCUGUGUGAGGCCCAGUCUGCGCACCUAGCCUGGCUCGUAUUGCGCAGUUUCACCAGACCGUUUCUACCAUGGUGCCGUAUGCUGCUGCCCUGCGUGGCCAUGUUUCGUAUCUUUGCUCUGCUUACCUUCUUCAGUACUCUCCUCAUGGCAUCUGGUGCAGGCUCGACGUGGUCCGGUCUCGAUGUCCCUCUGAUGCCAGCCCUGCUCCCAGGUUGACGCCUUUCCAGCACCCUCGAUCACGCCUAACGAGGUAAUCUUGGUGCUUACCCUUAACGGACCAUCCUCUUCUCAAACCCGUUUCACCGCUUUCGAUCGUGUUCUUGCUGUUAACGCUUCCGAGAUCGAAACUCGUUUUCUUUCGACUGCCAUGCGAGCUUGCUCGAAACUCGUCCCGUAAGGUGGCUCACGACUCUGCUAUUGUACAGCCCUACGCUACCUACCUACCUUAUACGGUAGUAUAUCGUGGUUUCUGGACAGGUAGACCAGGCAACACUCCUGGUAUCAUCACGUCAUGUUUGGCCAAGGUGUACUUGACAUGCCCCACCGACAGGGACACUUACUACUGCUUACUUCCAACUCGAGAUAUGUGCCGUCCACGAAGCCCGAGUCACGAGUAAGCGAUACAUGAGCCGGUACAUUCUGUAUCCCUCGCUCCAAGGCGCCGGCCUGGGCGUGUAGAUUCUCGAGAGUGAGAAACAUUGGCAAAAUGUGUGAGCAAAGUUCCGCUCUGCCUUGCUUCUGCUCGAGUUGCCGCGCUGCGGCCCAUUGCGGUCCUUCCUCUGUCUGUCCGGCUGCCCGUUCACUCAGCAUAGAUGAAUUGGAGUAGGGAAGCCCGUGUGGCGGACUUGAUCGCUUGCCCUGAACCAAUGGGUCUCGACCGAUGCGGCAAGACACUGAAAAUCAUCCAUGAACUUCGGUCACCGAGGAUUCUCAGGGCCGGACUGACGCUAGCCACCCGGGCGAGAGAAGGAUGGGCCCUAGUGCGAACGAAGGGAAGGGGGUGCACGGGGGCGUGCGGAUACUUGGGAUGGAUUCUGUCCACCCACCCCUCCCCUUUUACCUCACUCCCUCUCUUACCAGCAUGUGUUGCAUGUUGUGAUUGAUACCAUUAUCCAUCAGCCAUGACAUUGACAGCUGGGUUGAGUAACUCGGGAGGUGGUCUGUUGUUGGAUUGGUGUGCACACCCGUUGCCCGUCCUGUCUCGAGCCCAUCUCAGUCAUAUAAGUUCAAGAGACUCUCCCGGCAUCCAGACAUACUCUUCUUUCCAGACCAUCGGAACCUCAUCACCCUAGGAAAUCUAUGUCGACAACCCUUCAAGAUGGCCGACAUGAUGUCUUAUCUCCUCUUCGGAGAUCAGUCACUUGAUACCCAUGGAUUUCUCGCCGAGUUCUGCCGUUCAGGGAAUCCGAGCACCCUUGCGAAGACGUUCCUCGACCAGGCUGGCCAGGCUUUGAGGGAGGAGAUCGAUGGUUUGGGGAAGUUGGAACGGUCGAAGCUCCCCACGUUCCUGACGCUCCGCCAACUCAACGAGCGUUACCACGCCCAGAGCAUCAAGCACCCUGGCAUCGACAGUGCCCUCUUGUGUAUCACCCAGUUGGCUCACUACAUCGACCGCCACGAAAAGGAGCCGCAAGAUGUUUCUGUUCACGAACACACUUUCUUCAUGGGUCUUUGCACGGGGCUUUUCGCCGCCGCUGCUAUCGCCUCGACCCCUUCAGUCUCUACCUUGAUACCCCUUGCCGUUCAGGUAGUCCUCAUGGCCUUCCGAACCGGCACUCACGUCGGCUCGUUGGCUGAGAGGCUUAGCCCGCCGGUCGGUCAAUCUGAACCCUGGACACACAUCCUUCCCGGCCUGAAGGAAUCCGAAGCCAAAGAGGCACUUACUAAUUUCCAUGAAUCUAAUUAUAUCCCCGUCGCCAGCCAAGCAUACGUUAGCGCUGUGUCGGCAUCAAGUCUGGCGAUCUCAGGACCGCCGGCUACCCUCAAGGCCCUUGAGGACCAGAAUGUCUUCGGCGUCAAGCCGACGGCUAUUCCCGUCUAUGGACCCUACCACGCAUCACACCUUCACGGUACCGCAGAUAUCGAGAAGAUCCUGCGCCUCAACGAUCCCAAAGUCGCCGAGAUUCUGUCUAAGACGAAGCCUCGCUCUGCCAUUAUGUCAGGCACCAAGGGCAUUUGGUUCGCCGAGACCGACACCAAGUCUCUCAUCAAGGCCGUCACACACGAGUGCCUCAUUGAUGUGCUUCAAUUCCAGAAGGGUAUUGAGGGAUGUAUCGAGACUGCUCGCGACUUCGAGGGGUCAACUUGCCUCGUCAUCCCCUUCGGCCCCACACACAACGCCGAGACUCUUUCCAAGUUGAUCAAGGACAAGACACAGUUGGACGUUACCGUCCGCCCUGGACCUAGAAUCCAGAGAGAAAGCUACAACUCUCCCAUUGGCAACCACGGUUCCAGCGGAAAGUGCAAGCUGGCCAUCGUUGGUAUGGCCGGUCGUUUCCCCGACGCCGCCAGUCACGAGAAGCUGUGGGAGCUUCUUUCCAAGGGUCUGGAUGUGCACAGGGUCGUGCCUGCGGAUCGUUUCCCGGUCGCAACCCAUUACGAUAUUACCGGCAAGGCUGUGAACACCAGUCACAGUCAAUACGGUUGCUGGAUCGAGAACCCGGGAUACUUCGAUCCUCGGUUCUUCAACAUGUCUCCCCGUGAGGCUUUCCAGACCGACCCCAUGCAGCGUAUGGCCCUGACCACCGCCUACGAGGCCCUCGAGAUGUGCGGAUAUGUGCCCAACAGGACACCCUCCACAAGAUUGGACCGCAUUGGUACCUUUUACGGCCAGACCUCCGACGAUUGGCGUGAAAUCAACGCCGCUCAGGAGGUCGACACCUACUACAUUACUGGUGGUGUCAGAGCUUUCGGCCCCGGUCGCAUCAACUACCACUUCGGCUUCAGUGGUCCUAGUUUGAACGUUGAUACGGCCUGCUCAUCCAGUGCCGCUGCUCUCAACGUUGCCUGCAACUCUCUGUGGGUGAAGGACUGCGACACCGCCAUCGUCGGUGGUCUGUCUUGCAUGACCAACCCGGAUAUUUUCGCAGGACUGUCGCGUGGCCAGUUCCUGUCCAAGACCGGACCCUGCGCCACUUUCGACAACGGCGCCGAUGGUUACUGCCGUGCUGACGGCUGUGCCUCCGUCAUUGUUAAGCGUCUGGAUGAUGCCGUCGCCGACAAGGAUAACAUCUUGGCUGUCAUUUUGGGCACUGCGACCAACCACUCUGCCGAUGCCAUCUCCAUCACCCACCCCCACGGACCUACCCAGUCCAUCUUGUCGAGACACAUUCUCGACGAGGCUGGUGUUGACCCUCUUGACGUUGACUACGUCGAGAUGCACGGUACUGGCACCCAGGCCGGUGACGGCACUGAGAUGCUUUCAGUCACCAACGUCUUCGCUCCUGCUGACCGCAAGAGAGCUGCUGACCGCCCUCUGUACCUGGGUGCUGUCAAGUCCAACAUUGGACACGGAGAAGCUGCUUCUGGUGUUACUGCCCUUACCAAGGUGCUGAUGAUGAUGAAGAAGAACGCGAUUCCUCCCCACGUCGGUAUCAAGAAGGAGAUCAACAAGGGCUUCCCCAAGGAUCUUUCAGAGCGCAACGUCAACAUUGCAUUCCACCUCACUCCCUUCAAGAGGAGAGAUGGAAAGCCCAGACGCAUCUUCGUCAACAACUUCAGUGCUGCUGGUGGUAACACUGGUCUUCUUUUGGAGGACGCACCCCUUGUGGCCCCUGCUGAGGCCGAUCCUCGCAGUGUCCAGGUCGUUACUGUCACCGGCAAGUCCAAGGCUGCCAUGAUCCGCAACGCCGAGAGACUUGUUGGCUGGAUGGAACAGAAUCCCGAGACUCCUCUUGCUCACGUGGCCUAUACCACCACUGCCCGUCGCAUCCAGCACUACUGGCGCAUGAACGUUGCUGCUUCAGACCUCCCUGAGGCCCAGCGUCUGCUCAAGGACAGACUCAAGGAGAACUUCACUCCUAUCUCUACCCAGCAGCCCAAGGUUGCCUUCAUGUUCACGGGACAGGGCUCUCAUUAUGCUGGUCUGGGCAAGGACCUGUACGCCCAUUACCACGUCUUCCGCGAUAGUAUCGACGAGUUCAACCAGCUCGCUCAGAUUCACGGCUUCCCCAGCUUCCUGUCCUUGAUCGACGGUAGCGAGCCCGACGUUACCAAGCUGUCCCCAGUUGUCGUACAGCUUGGCCUCUGCUGCUUCGAGAUGGCUCUCACCCGUCUCUGGGCUUCCUGGGGCAUUCUGCCCAGCGCUGUCAUGGGUCAUUCCCUUGGCGAGUAUGCUGCUCUCAACGCCGCCGGUGUCCUGUCUGCCAGCGACACCAUCUACCUUGUUGGAGCUCGCGCCCAGCUCUUGGUCCAGAAGUGCACCGCCGGCACUCACGCCAUGCUUGCUGUCACAGGCCCUGUGGAGGCUGUCAUGGAGGCUCUUGGCGCCCAGGCUGAUGCCGUCAACGUUGCUUGCAUCAACGGUCCCCGCGAGACCGUCCUCAGCGGUGCCGCCGCCAAGAUCUCCGAGAUCUCUUCGCACCUUGGAACUGCUGGCUUCAAGUGCACUCAGCUCAAGGUGCCCUUCGCCUUCCACUCUGCCCAGGUUGAUCCUAUCUUGGAUGACUUCGAGACUCUUGCUCGCUCCGUCAGCUUCGACAUGCCGCGCGUGCCCAUUAUCUCGCCUCUCCUUGGCAAGAUGGUAGAGCAUGAGCCAGUCAACGCUGCUUACCUCCGCAACCACGCUCGUGACGCCGUCAACUUCCUUGGCGGUCUUGUCCACGCCCAGCAGUCCGGCGCUGUUGAUGAGAAGACCGUUUGGCUUGAGGUCGGCCCUCACCCCGUCCUUGCCAACUUUGUCAAGUCUUCCUUCGGCAUCAGCACCAUCGCUGUGCCCACCCUCCGUCGCAACGAGUCUUCCUACAAGAUUCUUAGCAACACUCUGUGUGCUCUUCACACUGCUGGUAUCAACUUGGACUGGGAUGAGUUCCACCGCGACUUCACCAACUGCACUCGCCUUCUGGACCUUCCCACCUACUCCUUCGACGAGAAGAACUACUGGCUUCAGUACACUGGUGACUGGUGUCUUACCAAGAACCGUGGUCCUUCCGCUGUCAAGGCUCCCCUCCAAAUUGAGCCUGCCAGGCCCAAGCUGUCGACCACCUCUAUCCACGCUGUCACCAACGAGGACGUCAAGGGCGAUAUUGCUCUCAUCGAGACCGAGACCAACCUGUCGAGGCCCGACACCCGCCCUCUCGUUGAGGGUCACUUGUGCAACGGCGCACCCUUGUGCCCUUCUACCCUCUACGCCGAUAUGGCUAUGACUGUUGCAGACUACGCUUACAAGAUGCUUCGUCCCGACACCGAGAACAUUGGAUUGAACGUUGCCAACGUCGAGGUGCCCAAGACCCUCAUCUUCAACGAGAAGCUUGAUGCUCACAUCUUGCGCACCACUGUUACUGCCAACGCAACGCUCGGCUAUGCCGAUGUCAGCUUCCACACUGGAGAGGGUGCCAAGAAGACCGAGCACGCCACUUGUAAGGUCGUCUACGGCAGCACUGAGCAGUGGGCCGACGAGUUCGAGCGUGUCAGCUACCUCAUCAAGGGUCGCAUCGAUGCUCUUGAGGAGGCCGAGAGGCAAGGCAAGGCUUCCAAGAUUGGCCGUGGCCUGACUUACAAGCUUUUCACUGCCCUGGUUGACUACGAUACCAAGUACCAGGGUAUGGAAGAGGUCAUUCUUGACAGCAAGACUUGUGAAGCCACUGCCAAGGUCAGCUUCCAGACUACCGACAGAGAUGGAAACUUCUUCUUCAACCCCUACUGGAUUGACAGUUGUUGCCACAUUUCUGGCUUCAUCAUCAACGGUACUGAUGCCAUUGACUCCCGCGAGCAAGUUUUCAUCUCCCACGGAUGGGGCUCUAUGAGAUUCACUGAGAAGCUCGACGCUACCAAGACUUACCGCUCCUACGUCCGCAUGCAGCCUGUCAAGGGUACCAAGAUGAUGGCUGGUGAUGCGUACGUCUUUGACGGCGACCGCAUCAUUGGUGUUGCUGGCGAUGUUAAGUUCCAGUCCAUCCCUCGCAAGGUCCUUAACAUGGUUCUUCCUCCUCGUGGUCGUGCUGCGGCUGGUACUGCACCUGCUGCUGCGGCCCCGGCACCCAAGGCUGCUGCCCCUGCUAAGGCUGCUCCCGCCAAGGAGAAGAGCGGCAAGGAGAAGGCUUCCAAGCAGGUCACUGCUAGCAACCUCAAGGCCGUCAACGCCAAGCUCUCCAAGCGCUCCGUCGUCCAAGAUGUGUUUGACAUCCUGGCGAAGGAAGUCGGUGUUACCCAAGAUGAACUUGCUGACAACAUCGCCUUCACUGAUCUUGGCUGUGACUCACUGAUGGCUUUGACCGUCUCCGGCAGAAUGCGCGAGGAGCUUGAUAUCGACAUUGACUCUCACGCUUUCGUCGAGUAUCCCACCAUCGGAGCAUUCAAGGUCUUCCUUGGUCAGUUCGAGAGCCCGGACCGAAAGGACAGUUACGUCCAGGACUCUGGUGACUCUAGCGGCUCUGUCUCCGAGACUCCCGAGCUUGAGUCUGAUUCCAACGUCACUACUCCCUACGAGGAGAGCGACCGAUCAGUCAAGGGCGAUGCUGAGGAGGAGGACUGUGAUGAUCUUCAGAACAUCCUUCGCGAAACUAUUGCCACCGAGAUGGGUGUCGAGGUUGAGGAGAUUAUCGCCGCUCCUGACUUGGCUGCUCUGGGCAUGGAUUCUCUGAUGAGUUUGUCAAUCCUCGGCACUCUCCGUGAGAAGUCUGGCCAGGACAUCCCCAACGAUCUCUUCGUCACAAACCCCUCUCUCUUGGAGGUUGAGAAGGCUCUUGGCAUUGGCCCAAAGCCGAAGGCCGCCGCCGCACCCAAGCCUGCAAAGCCCGCUCCUGUCUCUCGGCGGGAGAAGGUGGAGCCUACCAGAGAGAUUAACACUCACCCUGGUAACACCACCGCCUCCAUCACCAAGCCCCCUCCACCAAGAGAGAUCAUCGACAACUACCCUCACCGCAAGGCGACUUCCAUCCUUCUUCAAGGUAGCACCCGCACUGCCACCAAGAACCUUUGGAUGGUUCCCGACGGCAGUGGUUGCGCGACUUCCUAUACUGAGAUCAGCCAGGUCUCCAGCCAGUGGGCCGUCUGGGGUCUCUUCUCCCCUUUCAUGAAGACCCCUGAGGAAUACAAGUGCGGUGUCUACGGCAUGGCCUCCAAGUUCAUCGAAGCCAUGAAAGCAAGACAACCGAAAGGUCCCUACUCCUUGGCCGGCUGGUCUGCGGGCGGUGUCAUCGCCUACGAGAUUGUCAACCAGCUCACCAAGGCCGGCGAGAGUGUCGAGAACCUCAUCAUUAUCGAUGCUCCCUGCCCCAUCACCAUUGAGCCUCUCCCCAAGAGUCUCCACGCCUGGUUCGCCUCCAUCGGCCUGCUCGGCGAGGGUGACGACGACAACAAAAAGAUUCCCUCAUGGCUCCUUCCUCAUUUCGCCGCCAGUGUUACCGCCCUCAGCAACUACACUGCGGAGCCCAUCCCCAAGGACAAGUGCCCCAACGUCAUGGCCAUCUGGUGCGAGGACGGUGUCUGCCACUUGCCAUCCGACCCCCGCCCUGACCCCUACCCCACGGGUCACGCACUCUUCCUUCUGGACAACAGAACCGACUUUGGUGCCAACCGUUGGGAUGAGUACCUGGACAUCAACAAGUUCAGGACCAGGCACAUGCCUGGCAACCACUUCUCCAUGAUGCAUGGCGAUUAUGCCAAACAACUUGGACAGUUCAUUCGUGAAGCGGUUUGCGAGUAAGGAACUACAUAGCGAGCAUGAGCAUACGCGCAUUGCAGGGUAUAGAAGGGACACAGGACAUUACAUGACGACGCGAGCAUGAUAUGAGACUGACUUUGUUUUUCCUUUUACUACAUUGUCCAUUUUCUUCUUGUCAUCAUUUUCUUUUUUCUGUCUUAACAUUUGAUAUCCGCUCCCUGUACAAGUGCGACCGGCAUACAUCUACGAAUCAUUCCUUAUUUACGUCGAUGGGAAGGGACAACUGGGAGGUUGGGAAAUGGAAGAAGGGGAGGGAGGAUACUUACACUACGAGGGGCGUAACUGUCUCAUAAUGCUCGGCUUUUUCCUUGUCUGUCACGAUCUUCUUUCUUGUCUUUCCUUACAACCACAACAUGGCUUUCGGUGUUUAGUGUUUUUUUAUCGAUUUUUCGAACGGUCCAUAGAUUGGUACGCCACAGCCGUACUCACCCACAAGAUAGCAG